Medicago truncatula (barrel medic) is the source of this 1167-nucleotide messenger RNA. RefSeq lists its product as uncharacterized. The coding region runs from base 7 to 1167 and encodes 386 amino acids. The record is from RefSeq and is a predicted model, not a curated record. Gene Ontology annotation, molecular function: DNA-binding transcription factor activity. The transcript is spliced from 5 exons. NCBI's taxonomy places the organism in Eukaryota, Viridiplantae, Streptophyta, Magnoliopsida, Fabales, Fabaceae.
UAGAACAUGGGCAGCAAUCCAGGUAACACUGGUGCUAGUGGAUGUGGUAGUGGUGAUGGUAAUGGUGAUACCAUGUGCAGUUCUGGUUUGAAAAAACAACAUCAGGAACAACAAAAACGUCCUAGGGUUCCGAAAAGAGGUCCCGGUAUUGCUGAACUUGAGAAGCUCUUGAGAGAAAAAGAGUUAACAAGAGAUAGAGGAAAUAACGAAGAGUUUUCAGUUUCAUCUGAAUUUUUUAAUCGUCAUCAACCAUCAUCAUCGUUGCCGUGGCCAAAUUCGAGUAAUUUGCAAUCUCAUGUUCCAUCUGCCCCAAAAUUUGAUCAAAUAGUUCCACCUACACCAUCAACUAUUGGAUCUAUGUAUGGUAACACAGUGUUACCAUACAUAGAUCCAAUAGUUAACACUAAUACUCAUUCAGUUGGAAGGAAUGGUGGUGGUGGUGGAUCCGGUGAAUAUGAACUAUUUCCUAUGAAUCUUAAAGAAGUUGGGGAUGGAAGCCAAUCUGAUCCUGAAAAUUCUCCAUCUAGGAGUUUGGCUAGUGAAUCCAAUCAUGGUUGGUCUUACCCUGCCAAUAUUCAAAAGAGAAACAAUGGUUAUCCACCAAAACCUAUGAUGAAUCAAACUCUAGCUUCUUCAGGAUCAUUGUCAACUGGAUUGCACAAUCAUCUAGAGCCCUCUUCAAUCCAAAACUCCAAUUACAACUAUAGCUAUAUGUCACAGGCUGAACAUAAGAUGGUUGGCACAAAACGAUCUCAUACUUCAUCUUUGGACAACUCACUGAUUCGAUCAAGAAAUGAAUGCCAUGGUGUUAUUAGUAACAAUCCGACCAAAUAUGACUACAGGAAUGCUGAAUGGGGUAGCAGUUUGGAGCUUGGUAACAAAAGAUUCAAUUCUGACAAAGUCUCUCCUGAAGUUCAACCACCUUCACCUCCUAUGCAUUUGUUUCAAAAUGAUAUUUCUAAGGGGUAUAUGUUUCCUUGUCAAGUCAUUGAAGAUAAAAUCGAGAAUACAUUCCAACGUUCAGAAUCAAGUGGACAAAAUCGUCAACAUUUCUUUAACUUUUUAGAAGUGAAAGGCCAAGAAGGGGUGACAGAUGAACCAAAUGGCUCAAAUCAUGGAGUGCAUGAAGAAGGAAGUGGUGGCCUUGAUCUUAGCUUGAAGCUUUGA